Molecule: messenger RNA, 372 nt
Organism: Cavenderia fasciculata
Lineage: Eukaryota; Evosea; Eumycetozoa; Acytosteliales; Cavenderiaceae
Exons: 6
Coding region: 1-372 (123 amino acids)
Source: RefSeq, a predicted model, not a curated record
AUGACAACAUGUCUAAAUAGAUCGAUAAACGUUACUAUUACUUCCAUUGAUCAAUUUAAAAAUCAUUUUUUACUCAUUUUAAUAAAUCGAAUCGCUGCUGCUGAGGGUUGCGAACAAAAGAGUUUAAAAACCCCUCAUAAUUAUAUUUCAUCAACAUCUAUCUAUUAUACAUCAUCUCGUUUAUUACAUACAAUUCGAAUAGUUAACCAAUCAUCAUCAUCAUCAAAAGACUGGAAAGCAUCACUAAACAAUCAAAAGAUAAUAAGAAAUCAAUUUCAACCCUAUCUAUCUAUCUAUUUAUCACAACAACCAAUCAUUAUGACUUCAGAUCAUCAUCAUUGUCAAUCAUCAUCAUCAUCAUCAUAUUAUUAA